Molecule: messenger RNA, 359 nt
Organism: Staurois parvus
Lineage: Eukaryota; Metazoa; Chordata; Amphibia; Anura; Ranidae
Source: the annotation of a GenBank genome assembly
GAUGAUGCUGGAUGUCCUCCAGCCAGGAAGGGAGGAGCCGGUACACCUGUGCAAGACUGGAGGGGAGGAGUCGGUACACCUGUGCAAGACUGGAGGGGAGGAGCUGGUACACCUGUGCUAGACUGAAGGGGAGGAGCCGGUACACCUGUGCAAGACUGGAGGGGAGGAGUCGGUACACCUGUGCAAGACUGGAGGGGAGGAGCCGGUACACCUGUGGUAGACUGAAGGGGAGGAGCCGGUACACCUGUGCAAGACUGGAGGGGAGGAGCCGGUACACCUGUGGUAGACUGAAGGGGAGGAGCCGGUACACCUGUGCAAGACUGGAGGGGAGGAGUCGGUACACCUGUGCAAGACUGGAG